AUGCUUGACAUUAAUAUUGUGGAAUUAGAAUCCAAGAAAUUCUUUAAGGUGCACUGGCUUGGAACAAUUGUCAAUGAAGAGGAAGUGAUUGAUAUUAGUCUUCCAAAAACUGCUAUAGUUAAUGAAAUUAUUAAAAUAAUUAUAAACAAACUAGCAUUAAGACCUACUAGUAGAAUUAGAUUAUAUGAUGCCUUAAAUUGCAAAAUUCAAAAAGAAUAUGAUAUUAACGAUUCAAUAAAUAUGAUGCAGGAAGAUAUGACAUUAUAUGCGGAGGAAAUACCACAAGAUGAAAUCAAACUAGACACUAAUGAUAAAGUUAUUCAAGUAUAUCAUUUCAUUAAGAAACCAUUACACACAUAUAGAAUUCCAUUCAAAUUUGUUAUUAAAGCUGAUGAGCCCCUCUCUACGACAAUAUUACGCCUUAAACUACGCUUAGGAAUAAAUGAAAAGGAUUUCUCGAAAGUAAAAGGUGCAGUUGUACAAGCGCAAUCACAUGCUAAGCUUCAGUAUAUAGAUGAUAAUGUUAUUCUGUCGGAUUAUGGAUUAACAGAUGAGCUUCUAGGUCUUGAUCAUCUUAAAACGAGUGCCAGUAAAGUCAUUGAACCUAUGUCAGAUGACAAAUUAGCCAGUUUUGCUGGUAGUAUAGUAAUUAGUACGAGUGUUGGUAUUGUCUUAGGUUUAUACUCUACCUAUACUGGAAGAAAAGGAUGGUAUAAAAAUAAAGGAAAGUUAUCAAUGAUUUUAGCAAUAGUGGUUCCUUUGUUAAGUUUUAUUGGGAUCAUUGGAAGUUGGGGUAUAACAUUAUUAGUAUUUGUAAGGGUUAUAGUAAAUUUAUUAAGUUUACCAAAUCCUUUUCUUCCUGAAGUGACAUUUAUUUCAUAUUUAAUACGUUUUUUUAUUGUAUCUAUUACUGAAGAGUGGACUAGUGCUAAUUGUACUAAUUCUUCACGUAGUCAAAUAAUUUGGUUAUUCAUUAGCAAUGUAUUAAUAUUUUGUUUUAUGUUUUGUUGUACUGGAAAUUAUUUAACCCAUAUAGGAAAACUAGCAUCAGUAUUUAGUAAUCAUCAAAUGUUAGAGGUAUAUGCAGAUAAUAUGGAAGUGAGUGGGAAAGAUAUUCUAAGUUUAGUUAGAAAUCGUUCUAAUGAUGAGAAAUUUUGUAAAAUGGCAAAUAAAUAUCAAAUAUCAGUAGAGGAAUUGAGAAAUAGAUUAGGACAUUUCAAAGAAUUGAUUGUGGAUAUUCCAAUUGAAUUAUAUACAGGUGUGUAG
Molecule: messenger RNA, 1266 nt
Organism: Dentiscutata erythropus
Lineage: Eukaryota; Fungi; Glomeromycota; Glomeromycetes; Diversisporales; Gigasporaceae
Source: the annotation of a GenBank genome assembly